AAGGUUUACCGGUGGUCCAGCUCUACGUGAUGCCGUCCUUCUUCCUGGCGGUGCUGAUCCUUGGCCUCCCCCUCAAUCUGCUCUCCCUCUGGGUCUUCUUCCACCGCCUGCGGCGCUGGACCCGCAGCACGGUGUUCCUCUUCAAUCUGACCCUGGCUGACACCUCGUGGCUGCUGGCCUUGCCUUACCUCAUCAACUACCAUCUGGACCAUCUGUACUGGAAGCUGGGGCUGACCUUCUGCGCGGGCGUGAGGAUGUUCUACCACAACUACUUCUACCUCAGCAUCUUCUUCGUCACCUGCAUCAGCGUGGACCGGUACCUGGCCAUCGUGCACCCGCUGCGCUCCCUGGUGCUGCUGGGCCGGAGGCAGACCUGCCUGCUGUGCGUGGCGAUCUGGGCGGCCGCUCUGAUCCUCAGCAUACCUGUUGCCACCAUGACUCUGAUCCAGACCUGCCCCGGGAGCAACCGCACAGUCUGCACCCUAUACAUACUGCUGAGUGAGACCGGGGAGAGCCUCCCUUAUUCCCUUUUUUGCUCCCUCGUCGGCUUCCUCUUCCCGCUGCUCUCCAUCUGCUACUGCGGCCUGCACAGUGUUAGAGAGCUGCGCCACCGGUCCUGCCGCCCCGACCCGCACAACAAGCAGCGACGGCUCCGGCGGGUGCUGAGCGCAGUGCUGGUCCUCUUUGCGCUCUUCUACCUGCCCUACCACCUGAGCCGAAACGCGGCCAUCGUGAUGCGGGUGGUCUACCCCGAGAGCCCGGCCUCCUGGCACAAUGCGGACCUGGCCUUCGCCCUGGAGAUGUGCUUCUGCAGCCUCAUCACCUGCGUUAACCCUCUGUUCAGCUGCUUCAUAGGAGGCCAGUUUAGGAAGGAGUUUCACGGCACGUUUGCGGUCAUAUUCUCCCAGUGUCCGGGUACGCAGGUGGCCUCUAUGAUAUCUAAGCGGACCCGGAUGACGGUGAGGACAAGGCAGGGGAUGUCGACUGUCUCACCUGUGUGCGCACUGCCCGCGCCUCGUUCCCAGUGAGCUGUACACAUGUAAAGUGAUAAUACUCUUUGUCUAAUAGUCAUUAAACUGUAUAUGAAACAUUUGUACGUCCUUUGUUUAAUCGCCUGUUUUGUUUAAUUGGUGGAAUAGGAUAAAUACACUGUAUAUAACAAUGGUUUCCAGUCUCCUUUAUCUCAUUCAAUCUCUGAGGUUUGGGUCUCUUUAACUUCCUUACACAACACUGCCUCUGCGUGGCUGACUGCGUACUGUACUUUACAGUCUGGUUUCACGUGUGUGAAUAGCAUGUCUGUCUUUAAUUAAAAAUAAUAAUAAUCA
Molecule: messenger RNA, 1325 nt
Organism: Dicentrarchus labrax (European seabass)
Lineage: Eukaryota; Metazoa; Chordata; Actinopteri; Moronidae
Product: P2Y purinoceptor 4-like
Exons: 1
Coding region: 30-1028 (332 amino acids)
Biological process (GO): G protein-coupled receptor signaling pathway
Cellular component (GO): plasma membrane
Molecular function (GO): G protein-coupled receptor activity
Source: RefSeq, a predicted model, not a curated record